Molecule: messenger RNA, 838 nt
Organism: Centrocercus urophasianus (Greater sage-grouse)
Lineage: Eukaryota; Metazoa; Chordata; Aves; Galliformes; Phasianidae
Product: antigen WC1.1-like
Exons: 5
Coding region: 8-838 (276 amino acids)
Cellular component (GO): membrane
Source: RefSeq, a predicted model, not a curated record
AGGCAGCAUGGCUUCCCAAUGUGCUCCCCUCCUGCUGCUUGCCUGUGUGGUGGCCCUGCCUGCCCUGAGUCUCAUUGGUGCUGCCCAAGACCUGACCCUCCUCAGUCGAUCUGUCUCGAAUAGCAGUCCAUCAGCUCUCAGCGUGCUGACAGACGGUAAGAUCCGCCUGGUGAAUGGCUCCAAACCCUGCUCUGGACGGGUGGAGGUCUGGUACCACAAUGAGUGGGGAACGGUGUGUGACGACGGCUGGGACCUGAAAGAUGCCUCUGUGGUCUGUAGGCAGCUUGGCUGCGGGGAAGCAGUGUCAGCUCCAUCUCAAGCUUUCUUUGGAAGUGGAUCCGGACCUAUUUGGCUGGAUGAUGUUAACUGCAUUGGGAAUGAGAGCCUCCUCACUCAGUGCACGCUGAGGGCCUGGGGACAACACAACUGCAGGCACAGCGAGGAUGCAGGCGUCGUGUGCUCAGGUUGGCCCAAGGACUGCAGUGAGCUCUCUGCAGACAACGCAGACAACGUCAAGUUUGCAGACUACAACCUCUUCAGCGUGGAGGACGAGGCCCAGGGCUACCGGCUGCGGCUGGGCUCCUACGCAGGCACAGCGGGGGAUGCCAUGGCUUUAGCCAAUUCCGCCACUGUGCACGACAACAUGAAGUUCUCUGCUAAGGACUUGGAUCAGGACACCAACAGCGGGAACUGUGCCUCCGCCAACGGGGGCGGCUGGUGGUAUUCGUCCUGUUAUUCCGUACGGCUCAAUUUCAAGGGUGGCCUGACGUGGAGCGGUCUGUGCAGCGGCAACUGCAGAGCUUCUGCCAUCCUCAUCAAACCAGCUACCUACUGCUAG